This is a messenger RNA of Aspergillus luchuensis, 594 nucleotides long. RefSeq lists its product as uncharacterized. The transcript has a single exon. Bases 1 to 594 code for a protein of 197 amino acids. The record is from RefSeq and is a predicted model, not a curated record. Lineage: Eukaryota; Fungi; Ascomycota; Eurotiomycetes; Eurotiales; Aspergillaceae.
AUGAGCCUCGGCAAUUUCUUAUCACCCGCUUAUCGCUUAUCGGAUGACUUUUCCCAAGUGGAGAUGGUGCAUCCUCAGGCCAACCGCCCAACGUCGCCGGUCGCUUCCCCCUCGUUCGUCUGUUUCAAGGCCCGCAAGCUUACCGCUGAGGAUGCGCUCGCCGAGGAGCUGCCAACACAGGGUGCGGCACAAGUCCAGCGGCUAUCUCGGACGUACUCUCAUGUCAAUGUUCCCAGUGCUGUCCAAUGGCAAGUGGGUGAGCAUGCUGGGUUCGUGCAUGCUUUCAUGUCCAGUAUGCGACAUGGACCGAUUCUGCAGCAACGCCAGCGCGAGACUUGGGAACGUCUUGGAAGAUACCUAUCGACACAAAAGGACCUCCCGAUCGAGGAACAGCGUUUGAAUGGUCUACCGAGUGACAAGGUACUCAUCAUGUGCGGGGACCAUGAUGCUGUUAUCGUCAAGAAUGAGCUUGUCCCUGAUGCAACGUCGGCACUUCAAGGACAUGCAAGCUUCAGAUUCUUCAACGCAGGCCACGAGUUCCCAAGUACCAAAUAUGAAGAAGUGGCCCAAUAUGUGAUGGAAUUAAUGCACUGA